This is a messenger RNA of Amoebophrya sp. A25, 5525 nucleotides long. Lineage: Eukaryota; Dinophyceae; Syndiniales; Amoebophryaceae. The record is from the annotation of a GenBank genome assembly.
CUUUGAGUUUCACAAAGAAUGGGUCACCGCAGACGGUCUUCGAGAUUCGUUGACAAAUGUUGUUGUGGAUGUGAUCACUAGACAUGAAGCAAGAACUACUGAUGUAUAUCAGUAACCGGCUCUGAAGUGGACUGGACGAUAAAUAAUAUGAGAAAACGCGUAAAAGCACUACAGUUUCCUCCAAUUCUAACAGUAAGUACACAAUAAGAUCAUGGAUAUAUAUAACAAAAAGUUUCUGUGAACCCCUCCAAACGAAAAUUGAAAUUCUCACUACCUCCUAGAUGACGUCGAGGAGGACACGGAGACGCGUCUACACUCCCACUUCAGACACUAGCCUGUCUUUCCUGUAUAAUUGAAUCGCUAUACUAAGUACAUUGCAAACUAUCGCGCUAUCGUCGAGAACUGCAGCUGCACCCAGCUGCUACAAUAGACAUCAGCUGAAAUCAAGACCUCCCAUCAACACAGAGAGAUAGUACAUCAACUAUCCAUAUCAAAAAAGCCGAUGUCACUGCAGAUAGCGAAGCUCAAGCUUCUGGGCGAAGACUAUGCACUUGCCGAAAGCCUAUCGGACGGAUCCGAAAUUCGCAUACCGAUACCUGAAGGAAAAUGUACUACAGCUAUUCCUUGACGUGAACACAUGAAGACUUCUUCGCUUGUUCUCUUUUCAUGCCUCGAGGAGGACGUGUGUACUUAUACUGUGUUUUUACAAACUACUAAGUACCGAAAUCAACAAGAACUCAUUCAGAAUCACGAUCGCGGGGAAGCAAAACGAAUAUUGUUGACCCAGGUAACCAAAAGGAAAAUCACUCACUCAGUCACUGUAUGAAUCAAUUCGCUCAUUACAGUCGCACGACCGGGGCUCCACGUAGCUUUUACGGCCUUAGCGAACGAUGCAGAUGAGGCAUUACGUGAAUUACUGCCACCUAGUGGGCAGAAAGUAGAUCCUUGCCAGGAUAUUUGGGUCGGUCCCGACACGAAUUUUCCGAAGUUUUUCGGUCGCGUUUGUGCGGAUGCGCUGGCCGCACCUGGUAGACUUUUUCUCCACUCACCGCAGAUAGAAAACACAACGAUCGAAAUACCCAAGCACGUGGCAGAUAGGUAGUUCUUGAAUUUGAUCCAUACUAAUACUUAUACAGUUGUGGUAGGAUAGAAGAUGAAUGGGCAGAAUUCAAUUAGAAGGUAGAAGAUUCUCUGUCGUGGGAGAACCAGAAAAAUAGGUCCUUCGAAAAGUAGGAAAAUAGAUGAGCCACAGGAAGGACCAGGACUGACUCGACACACUGAGAACUUCUUUCUACCACGACAAAAAAGUGUUCCUGAUGCGCUUCCAGUCGGGAGCAUUGUGGCCUGCGAUGUGCGGGCUUGCGCUGAAGGGCGAGCGGAAGUUGUUGGUCCGAUUUGGAAAAAGCUACUAGAAGGUUCUUGCGGAGUCGCAAUCGAUGAUCCCGCUUCCUCCUCGUUAUUUGGCGGUCCGCCGACACCGAGCUCAUCGUCCACAAAGGCGCCGGCAUGGUUAGCGCAGGGCUCAGUGGCAGCUGCGGUGGCAGGAAGUGGAGGCGCUCCAGCCGGUUCACCAAGUGCGGGUAUUUUUAGAAAAGAUGUAAGUAGGAGCAGCUGCUACAUCCUGUAGUUCUAGUUGUAGCUGAACUUGGUUACUAGGCCGGAGGUGUUCGCUCUUACUAAAGAAUCACGAAGUCAAGAAACUCACCAAGAAAUUCAAGGGUAAAGUCAUACCUUUAAGAUAGACUCAGGUGGCUCUUGUAGCUCGGGACCGAUUAUUCGGAACGGACGAGCAAUCAACUUACCGGAUGACGACGAUAUUGACACGAAUUUGGAGAAUAUUCGGAUGGGAACUAUUACCGCUACUAUUACGCCAGACGGUAUAGAGAUUUUCUUUGCAAGGUCGUGGACUGUUGGAUGGUCUGUAAGCGAGGAGCCUGUCGUAGCGUCAACGCUAUUUCAAAAUCUUUCUGUUGUGAUGAAGAAAGUAAUUAACUAGUACUUUGUCCCUCUUCAACAAUGGAUAAUAGCAAGCAAUCACAAUGUUCAGGUGACCACACUGUGAUUUUAACGGGCGACAGAGAAAUGAUAUUUGCAGAGACAGCGAUUCUGAAUAAGUUCCGGUUAGUCGCGGGGAUGGAUGUUGCCUGCAGCAUUUUUACGAACGAGGAUGGACAUCCUUUGGUAUUACUUUCAAAGAUGAAUUGUCUUUUGAUUGAAUGAUUGAUGACAAGGAGAAGGAAUGAAUAAAACUGAUGUUUCGUGUGCCAUCCGUAAAACAUCUUCUCAUGUGUGGAAUCAGACCCUGAGGUGGAUCUUCUCAUACUACAUCCUUCCGUCAACCUUCUCGCAGGUGGACAGUUCCCGACCUUUGUGGGAGCUUUCGACUCCGUUUAAAGAGGAGCAAACGCCGUUCUUUGGCCAGUAUUUUGGUCGCGUUAUUAACUUGUCAUCGCAUGGCAACGGCUUUGUGGACUGUGAGGCGUUGAAGCAGCAGUAUCAUCAUGACCCCUUUGUCCAUCAAAAGAUUAUGCGGUUGUGCGAUAUCCACUUAGGCGACAUGAUUAAUUUUACCGUACACAUAAAUUCGAGUGGCACGCCGCAAGUUUCUGCGCCUGUGUGGCGGAGGUGCGAGGAGAGCCGACGACUACGUAUCGGCUACCACAGUGGGGGCGGGAAGGGCCUUGUCUCCGCUUACCACGAGUACGGCGCCUUCGGAGGAUACCAUGAUUAAGACUUACACUUACGUACUUAAACGACGAUAAAGGUUGAAGAUGUUCCACGUUUCCAUUUUUCCGCAUAUUAAGUUCGUUUCUGAUCCUUUUUAGCAGGCUGUACUUGACGAUAAUGAGUCCUCUUGAUGUAACUAAAUGUCACAUGGUCCUCAGUAGAAAAAUGAAUUCGACCCAUUCCUUUCAUGUUUUAUUCGGAAGCGGCAACUAUUACGGCGGACCCUAUGGAGGGAAGAAGGGUGGCAAAAUGCGUGGAAAAUACGGUAAACACGGUAGUUACGGAGAGAAAGGCGGAACCACUUAUGCAGCGAGUGCGGCCGCGGGCGGUGCAGGCGACCAAACGAGCGCAGGAAGCAACUCAUCGAAUGCGUCUAUUAAGAAAUUGAAAUCGAAUCUGAUUGUGAGUUUCAGCCCUUUCAUCGUGUACGUAGUGAUGAAUGUGGCUUGGGUGGUUUUCCAUACACGAGUUUAAGUACUUGUUCAUCAAGUUUUCUUGCAAUUUUUUUUUUAAUUUUCUGCUUCUAAUUUUCCUGACCCGGGUACGGCAGCUUCCGGCGGUAAUGGCGCUGCACAGCAGGGCGGCGGCGGCGGGGCGCAGCAGAGUAGCGGUGCUCCGACAGCAUUAGCAGGGCAACAGGGAAAGAGUGGAGAAAAGGGAAAGUCUGGUGGUUCCUAUGGCGCAGGAACUGGAUCGCCAUUGCUAGGCGCAAGCCACGGUCACUACGGCCCUGCGGGGGGCAAAGUUAGGACAGAUCUAUCGAUAUAAAAAACUAAAACCCUUUCAUCUCUUUUGUCGUACUGCUCAUUGGGAUACUUACAGUCUUGCUUAGAGCUCAGUGCUUCAUUUAAAACACGAAGGCGUUCAUCUGCGAACCCCAUAGUCAUCCUCAACGCUCUAGAAAUUGAAGCUCGUUAACACGUGCAAGUACUUCUUCUCCUUCUUCUCCUUCUUCUUCUUCUUCUUCUUCUUCUUCUUCUUCUUCUUCUUUCUUCUAACAAGCGUAGUUUUGGUCGUGUCUGGGAAUUCGCAGGCGCUUUGCCAGGCAGCGACGAGGCUAGGUACCCGGAUAGGAUUGGGGACCACGAGGGCUACAUCAAAAACGUCAAUUCGCAUGGGCACGGAUUCGUCAGUUCCUACUCCUUCCACGACACGGAUGUUUUUGUGCAUAAAAAGGUGAUGGACCGAUGCAAACUUGGCAGCGGCGAUCGUUUACGCUUUAACGUGCAUGUGAAUGCGACGGGUACCCCACAGUGUUCGGCACCGGUUUGGGUACUGCGCGCAGGGAUGGGGCCUUACGGUGGCCGCGGAGGCUACAAAGGCGGGGGACACUUUCGAUGAACGUGUAGUAGUUGGACUGUUGUCUUGUAAUCUUCAUUUGUACUACACUGAAAGUGCUAGUUGACCGUUUUUUUCAUAAAACACUAAAUGCUAGUACACCGUCGAGCCUAGUGAUACCCACCUGAUGCAGUUAGUUGAAAUAGGGUUGAAGCACGUAGUCCCAAAUCGAUAAAUAUAAAAAAGUUAAUCACGUUUCUACUUCUUAACAUCAAGAAUCUACCCACAUCCAUGAUGCAGGACAAGAAGCUGAGUGAAUAUGUCGAUGUCCUAAAUACAUUUUUUCAGCUUGUACCUACUUCUUUCUAUUUCAAAUAUAACUUGCCUGACAAUGUAAUGUAUGGAGAAUUCAUGAGGAAUACAAGUACAACAAGAUACUGGUGUGGUGCUAGUUCAGAUGUAAAUCGAUUCAAUUGUAAGUUGUCGGAAUUACUACAUCUUCUUAAUUUCUUUCAAGGAUUGAUGCUCAUGUGAGACUUACUAUCUGUAUACAAAAACUGUAUUCAUUUUGGCAUCAUUCUUAAUGAUUGUAUCAAUUGCGUGGAGCAGAUCACUAAUUGCUGGCUGUGGCUGUGAUCUCAUCUACAUUUUUCUUUUCAGGGGACAUCUAUUGUCGAAAAGUUUACUUGUGCCUAAAGCUUCCCACAUCUUAUUUUCUGUAUAUAUUAAUCACGUCGUGAAGAACAAGUGGACAUUAUGAAAGCGUAGAACAAAUGAUUUCUUGCACCAAAUUUUUUUUGGAAGUUGACAGACCCUAUGCGCCCAUUGAUUGAGUGUCUCUUAGAAGUCGAUUGAAUUGAAGAUUUGAGUUCACCUUAAGUUGAACUGACUCACCCUGAUUAAUGCCGAUCCUCUAGUGUUACCACAAUUAGCCUCAGUUGAGUCACCUCGCUCACACUAGAGCACCUUGUUGAUAGUUUUUCUUUUAUCUUAGAAUUUCCGGGAAAUGAAUACUUACUUAAUUCGUAAUGUUGAUGAUGCAUGGAAAAGAUAAAGAAGUAUGUCAUGGUCAUCAAAGAGCACAUGUAAAUCUUACCUUGUUAUGAUUAAUUGAGUCGUGUUGAUGAUGAAACGUACGGAAUCGAAAUGAAAUAAUGUUAAUUCACAUGCCUCGGUGCUCGUGGUCGACUUUAUUCAGGUCGCCUAUUCAUCUGCGGAGUCAAGCCAGGUGCCGGGGGGCGUUGAUGUGCAGGAUUCACAGCCUAACCUAUCCUUGUUUGACUGACGAAUGAGGUUCCUAGAAGAAAGACUGAACGGAGAUGAACGAUUUCAUGCCACGCGUGAGCAUGUGCAGGACACUCACACAACGAACCUCUUCAUCACUUUUUACUCAUUUUCUCGAUAUAGGCACUGGGACUACAACAUCAGAACAAGUACUUACCAUAAAUUACGUGUACAACUCCUAAAUCCAGUUGAGUCCACCAGAAACUGGUCCUAACAGGAGGUACAACUUCUUACCC